GACGCCGAGGGAAGCGCCUGUCGGGAUAAUCGAACAGGUCGCCGGUAAACUAAGUAAGCGGUUAGCUGUGAGCUGGUACUGCUCGGGUUUUUGGCAGCGUCUGCUGUGUUGUCCGGCCUAGGGCGGGAUCGCGGAGCAUUUCCCUUCCUUCCCUACUCCCCCUUCUCGUGAGGCGGAUGUUGGGCCUAGUGAUUGUCAGUGAUAGGCACGCACAAUCACAGUAUGUUACAGAGCAUCGGUCUGACCCUGCUGGUCUUGGUCGCCACUCUCCUCUGUGUCCUACUCUUCAUGUUGUUCGGUUGGUAUGUGGUUUGGCAGCUGUUCCUGUCCAAGUUCAAGUUCCUUCGUGAACUCGUAGGUGAUACCAGCUCACUCCAGGGAGACAGUGACCCAUCAGAGAAUGUAAGCAUAGGAGAAUCAUCACCUACACCUCCAGGGCAUAGACCUAAAUCAGCACGUCUACGGAGACCACCAGUUGAAGGCAGCACAUAGAAAACCAAACCACCGCAUUGUUCCACUCAUUUGGAAUUACUCACUUGGCAUUUAAGCACGACUUCAGUCUGUGAUUGACAUGCUGUGCUUUAUUUGAUUGGUUGACUUGCUAAAAAUACAAUUUCUCAUAUAUGGAGAACUUUACAUAUGUUUGGGUCACAUUGAAAUAAUAAUGCUUAUUUUAAUUUGUCAACAUAAGGUUAUCUAUUUCUCUCCCAUUGCUGAAUGAAUCAAUUUACAAUUAAUUUGUAGGUCACUCAGUCAAUUUGACUACAUGGGUCAAAUUGUGCUACCAACUAACACUAAUUUUACUGGAUAGAUUUCACUUUCUGAAUUACUGAGCUAAAUUCUAAAAAAAAAAGUUUGUUGUGAAAUAGUAUUUUUAAAAAUGUUAAUAUCAUUUGAACUUUGCUUUAGGUUCUAUUUAAAAAAAACACUUCUCAUGUAAUUAUGAAGACCACAUUGAGCAUGUUUACAUAAUGGUUAUUCCAUUUGCUGCUGCAUCUUGCUUAUUUUAAUGUCAGUUGAAACAACCUAACUUGCUUUCAUUGGAAUUAGUAAGAACAUAAGACCUACCUAAGCUAGUAUUUUCUUUAUAAACAAAACAAGGUUACUAUUGGCAAUCAGGAGAGAGAUAUGGAAUUUUAGUUUUCCUAACAGUUGACCGAAAACUAGAAAUGGGCCUGGCCUGCUAAAAGAGUGUUAAAGGGAUGUACACCAACAACUAUUUCAAUUGUGUGCCACCUGUGUCUGGGUUCGGUAGCACUUAGCUUGAUGCCCAAGGCCUCCAGUCUACUGUUUGUUCGAUGGACACUUACUGUCACCUAGUGCAAAACAGUGAAGAAAAAUGAUGAUAACAAAAGAUCAGAGCCCCUGUGAGGUGGAAAAUAGGCUCUUCCAAAUGUGCCUGAUGAAACAUAACCUCUGAAAUACAUGAUUUAAUUUCCUGGGCAAGACUCCAAAGGAUUAAUUUAGAGGGAGUGAUGUAAUCCUCUGCACGACUGACCAGGAAAUUGUAUCAAGCAUACAAGGCUGUAGCAUCACUGGAAUUCCCAGAUCAAAUUUCCAGAAUUGCAUUAUUUGACACAGAAUUGGCUACAGUCACGCUCCAUUCUGAAAUGAAAUUAUUUUCAUCCACUUCGAACUGCAGAAUUUCUAGGCCAUAGUUUAUUGUUAGUAUCCUUUUUGGUUUAAUUGACUAUGAUUACUUUGUGGAGUUCAAAAACUUUGAUUUGUUCAUCCAUUUUGACAAAAUUUGCCUUGCAUUUUCUCAGCUUGUAAAUGCCUUGAAAAUAUAUAAAUUAUAUAGAAUUAAAUAAUAAUUCAGUGUACAGUUUGAGGCAUACCUAUUUAGUAAUUGUUUUGAUUGAACAUUGUAGUAGGUGAGGGGGAUUGUCCUUUAGCAUCUGUGGAUCUAGGCCCAGUUUACAGACAGAUGUCUAGAGUGACAAUCACUUUGUCAAAUUUUGUCAAACAGCUGGACUUAAAGGUGUGGAAAAUGAAAAAAAAAUUGUACUGUAAAAUGACUUUUACAUUGAGUUAAAGGUGUAUCAUUGAAGUAGAGAAGCAGUUCUCUUCAAUAACUGAUUUUGAAAUGUUUAAUAUUACUUCAAGCUGUCAAUAAAUCCAUUCCACAGGAUUGAUUUUUCCUUUAGUUAUGAAUGGAGGAACUUGUAUUCCUCCCUCUCUGCUUCUUUCCCCCAUCUCUUUAAUUAAAAUAAUAAUUCCUGUCUUGUCAGUGUUUCGAAAAAAAAAACAAACAAAAUGAUGUAAACUAGGUCAAGGUGGGAAGUGAGGGAGAGAUAGAGGCAAUUAAUUUCAGACUGAAGAUAAGAUAGGUUUCCCCAUCAAUUUUGCAGUAUUCAUUCAAGGUUGUCAAGGCUUUUUGUGGCAAGACUGUAUAGAGAAUUCAUUCAUAGCCUAUCACCCCAACUGGGGCAUAGGCCAUCAACAGCAGUUUGCCAAAGUUAGCUGUCCUGAGCCAGUCUUUCAACUUGUCCCCAUCUUCUUAGUGUAUCUUUCCUCUCCCAGGGAUAUGUCUUUGGAACUUCUGUUGAUAUUUCUGUAGCACGGGGUUUUUACGGGAUGAGGUUGCUUAUCCCAUCCCCAAUCCUCCUUUUCAGGGCUAGGCUUGGGACCAUCCUCGGUGGAGUUAUAUAUUGGAUGGUGCUGGUUUUUGUUUUGCAUAUACCUCUGAAGGAUCACGGCAGGAAACUUUUUUUAUUUUCUAAAUGAACUAUAGAGAAAUAGGCUUGUUUUAUUUGAAAUUUUAACUUUUACAUGAAGUGUAUUGAUAUUGGGUAUCUCAGAUGUAGACAAAACAUGUACAGAGACUUUAUGAUAAAAAGCAGGAUUUAAAAAUGUAUAUUAAUGAUCACAUGAACAUUAUACAAAAAAAGUUACCCUAAUGUUACUUGCCUCACCUGUCUUAAACCUCUUCGGCGUUGACAUAAUAAAUCACUCCAUACUUCUGGCUCUUUACUAUGCCACUGUUGUAUCAUGGUGCCUUUGCUAUUUUUCUGGCAAAGCUAGUACUUUAAUACUUGUGGAUCUCACUCCAUCAGCUAUCCUCUACGGCCGGCAUUCCCAACUUUUUUUUUAUGCCAUUGUCCCCUACCAUUAACCAAGGGGUCCUGGACCCCAGUUUUGGAACCUCUGCUCUAGGGUACAGAUUGCACAGCCAUUCAAAUUUUCUUGCCUGUGAUUCUUUGCCCCUCUGCCCCAAUUUCUGCAUUUUCCAUGGUUUGGCUAAAGCUCAGUUCUCUCUCUUUUAAUGUGGAUGGGGCUCCUUGGUAACAUUAGCACAGGAUCAGAGGAGACACAGGAGACUGCAGAUGCUGGAAUCUGGAGGAAGUCUGCUGGAAGAACUCAACAGGUCAAGCAUUGCCUGUGGGAGGAAAGGAAUUAUUGAUAUUUUGGGUUGAAACGUGUAUGAUGCAGUGUUUCGCCCCAACCUGUCAAUGAUUUAUUUCCUCCCAUAUAUGCUGCUUGAUCCUCUGAGUUCUUCCGGCAGAUUGUUUGUUAGCACAAGAGCAAUUCCCAGAAAUGUAGGUCACCCAUCUUUGCCCUUCUCCUGUCUACCCUCCUUAACCCCGUAGAUGCUACCAUUCUGUUUGAAGGAAAACCUAAUUUUCUCCAUUUCAACAGUGUAUCAUGGAGACUUUAAACAAAAUAUUUCAUAAGUCUGAUUUUUUUUUUCCUUUAGUGAGUCAACAACAAUGGUUGCCUAUUUGAAGUAAUAACCAACAGAAGAGAGGCUGUAGAGAAACUUAUUGUUGUGGAAGGGCUCUGCAGUACUGUUUUAGCACAGAAUUGUUGAGGUGGAGAAAUCAAAUGAGUAGCUGAAAUAAUAUAAUAAACAGAUCAUGGCAGAAGGAGUACUUUUUGUAUUGCUGUGAUACAGAGCCAGCAAAGAGCAUGGAUGAUUUCAUUUUGUGUUUGAAAUUUUAACAAAAAUUGCUUAUUUUUUUCACAAAUUGUCUUCAUCUACCAGAUCAGUUGGCUAAUUUUAUUACCUUUUGGUUUGAGUAGCAUUACCAGAAUCCAUUUUGAAGAUUUUGUCAUCAUUCAGCUUGAUCCCAGUAACUUGUUCUAAAACGAAUUUCCAUCUUUUACAAAAUUUUUCAGUUCUUGAAUUUAUAAUACUUUCAUCCUCCACCCAUGAUUCAUUGACUUUAAAAUUAGCUCUACUCAUCCAUACCUCGAUAGUCUUGAGAAUAUUUACAAUCCAUACUCUUCUGACUCCAUGUGUGCGACCCAAUUUCACCCUUCCUUACUGCUCUACCACAGCCACCUGCCUCUGUUCUCCACAACUUGUGCCUAACAUCUUCUGUGUUACUGUGUCACUUCCCACAUUCAGAACAAAUCUCCCUGAUUUUCCUUUCAAGCAUCUCCCUGUAUUUUGUUCAUUUGUUCUCACUGAGGUGCCUUUCAUUACUGGAAAGGCUCUACAAAAUUGAUUGAUGCAUUCAAAUAGGCAUACUACUUUUUGUUUCAGGAGAUACUUGAGCCAAUAUUUAUGGGAGCAGUGUUAGUGGCCAGAAAAAAAUACAAGUCGAGGGAUGCAAAGUUUCUGCUGGAUUUUAACACCAGAACCCCAUUAUUCCAAUCCUAUUUACUGCUCCUAUAGUCUUGUUGAUUGACAUUCUGUCUUUCCACUUUAGGAAAAUGCUGUACUAGGAAACUGAGCAGGAGAGGCUGUGGCUGGGGUAUUGUGGAUGGAGCACUAAAUUAGGAAUAGCGAGGGGAGAUGCUGGUGAGAGAGACCUGGGCCAGAUUGGGGGAGGGCCUGUGAUGAUGUCGGCGAAGGAGGAGACCACAAUUGUGCAGUGGAGUUGGGGAAGCCUUGCUAUUUCUGCAAUUUUGUAGCAAAUCCUUUACAUUUUUUGAGGCUAGAAGCUACUACAUGUCCUUCAUAGCUGGCUGAGAAGCCCAAGAAACAACAUAUGGCACCUAUUAAAUUUAAAUCUGGCUCUUCUAAUUUAAAUAUGUUAAUAGAAUAUCUACAAUGAUUUAAGAAUUUGGUCACUACUUUCAAAUUCCUAAUGCCAUUCUCUUGUCUGUCAUGAGGAUAUAUUAUCAAGGUUAAAUAUUUAGAAGGUGAAGAUCUGAUUAUCCCCAACCUUUAUUUGUAUUAUCAAAGAGGCUACCUCAAACCCUAUAAAUGGUAGGUGCUUGUGUUUUCGUGGAAGUAACUUUAGAAUAAAAACAUUUAUAAAUACAGAGUGAAAUGCAGCUUUGUAUUAAGUGACAAAUAUAAUGGUUUCAAUGCAAAAUUAGAUGUUUUAAAUUUGUUCUGGUUAUAUUUGAAUCUUAGUUUGAAUCCAUGUUACAUUUAAGUUAUUAGAAUGCAAGUUGGACUGUUUACUUGACUGAAGGAAUGCUUUCAUAGUUGUAUGGUCAUGUUCAUAUAGUAUUAUAGACAAAAGUCACUUAACAAAACUGAUGAGUGUUAAUAAUGUCCUUGGUAUGUUUUCUGUUUCUUAAACUGACUGCUGUAAUAGAAACAAUGAAAUAAAAUGAAAAAAUGUGUUUUUCUGA
Hypanus sabinus (Atlantic stingray) is the source of this 5532-nucleotide messenger RNA. RefSeq names its product small integral membrane protein 13 (gene smim13). The coding region runs from base 223 to 492 and encodes 89 amino acids. The transcript has 2 exons. Lineage: Eukaryota; Metazoa; Chordata; Chondrichthyes; Myliobatiformes; Dasyatidae. The record is from RefSeq and is a predicted model, not a curated record.